GCGUUUGCUUGUGUAUGAGUGUAAGUGUGCAAACAUGUAUAUGUGUGUGUGUGUGGGUGCGUGUGUACAAUGGCGAAAUUGGCUGUCAUGGGGUGCAGUAAUAACAGAAGCAAGUACAAAGAACAACAAUAAUAGCAAUGGCAAAAGUUUAAUGAGUUCAAGUUUUAUAAAUGAAAAGACAGGUAGGCGUCCUUGUAGCACAAAUCCCAAUCAGACGUAGCCGGCACGCUACGCGCCACAGACGUUGUCCUGGCCAAGCGGCAUGAAGCCAAAUGCAGCACUGGCGAAAGGGGACGCCGACGAGGAUGGCGAUGGCCAGAAGAACGAUCACUUCGAAGGUGAUCCACGUCCAAUGCCCUACGCAUUCGAAAAGGAGUUAAUUAGCAAGUCCAAUCAACACAUACGCAUCUCUGAUGUGUUUGGGCCCCCAAGCAAAGUAUAUCCAAUCACUUCCAAAUUUUACGCCAAAUACGAGCAGCAUUCGAUUUCAAAGGCGCAGGCGCAACGUCACCGGCUGUUCAAUUCGCCACCGGAUUAUCCGUUACUGGAAUCACAGAUGUAUGGCUGGAUACCGCUACAGUGCCGAGAGGCUGCCACCUAUUUAAAUUGUUUACAUGCACCAAAGCGGCGCUGCCGUAUGACUAUACACGGCGAACAAAUUAUAGCAGGGCGAAUUACUGAACGGCCGCCGUACAAUGGUUUACAAUUCAUACUACAUUAAAAUGUGUACACUUAGCAAUAUGUACCAUGUACAAAUAAAACUGCAAUUUACUUGCAAAUAAUUGUCUAAUGAA
Drosophila virilis is the source of this 794-nucleotide messenger RNA. RefSeq lists its product as uncharacterized. The record is from RefSeq and is a predicted model, not a curated record. NCBI's taxonomy places the organism in Eukaryota, Metazoa, Arthropoda, Insecta, Diptera, Drosophilidae.